This is a messenger RNA of Exophiala aquamarina CBS 119918, 777 nucleotides long. RefSeq lists its product as uncharacterized. Lineage: Eukaryota; Fungi; Ascomycota; Eurotiomycetes; Chaetothyriales; Herpotrichiellaceae. The transcript is spliced from 3 exons. The record is from RefSeq and is a predicted model, not a curated record. The coding region runs from base 1 to 777 and encodes 258 amino acids.
AUGGAGGCCAAUCGCGCCCGAGACCCACGGAUCGGCAACCUCCAGCGGGCCGAGUGGCGCCAGAAAUGUCGGCAGCUUCUCGCAGAACAUCUUCGGACGAAACUAGGCAUUGCAAUCGACCCCCAUCGGAUUCGGCUCCGAACCGAUCCCCGGCACGACGGAUAUACGUGGGCUCCCGUAUCGGGACAUGAGCAUCGCUUUCAGGAUGGGCUGUUCGCCAAACAGCUGAGCAAGCACUCGGUGGGGGCCUACAUGACCCUCUGUCGCGAAGUCGGACGGUACUUCGAGGCCGUGUCGACAUGGGACCGUGAGAGAUCCCGGACCGCGGGCCGAUCCCCCGAGACGGAGGUGGCGGUGUCGGCAACCAUUCACGCCCCGCCGGCACGCCGUGCCGCAACGAGCGACGGGCCCCGGCCCGUGAGGCAGCACACCCGCACCGGCGCGGACGAGCACCAUCACCGGUGUCGAGAGGUCCGGCAAUUGCAGGAUGAGAUCGACGACGCACGAGACCGGAUCCUCCGAUUGACCCGGCGGAACCACCUGUUGUGCGGGCAAGUACGACAACUGCAAAGGCGACACAAACGGCACGAGAGGAGCGUGGUCCACGUGUUACCGGUCUUGGAGAUGAUAUGCGCGACUCUGAAGAACGGCUGUGGCGACGACAAAUUGUGGGAGUCUGAAGGGGCGAACAAUGAGAGCCACGAUGAAGUGGACGGGGACCAUCAACCAUCCAGAGCGGACCCUGCGGAUGGCCAGAGGAGUUCUGACCUUGGAUGA